CCGGGAUCGUCGGCCCCGCCCGCCCCUCCCGGUACCGCGCCGCCACCGGCUCCACCAUGAUGAAGUUUCGGUUCCGGCGGCAGGGUGCCGACACGCACCGCGACCGCCUCCGCCACGACCUCUUCGCCUUCAGUAAGACGGUGGAGCACGGCUUCCCCAGCCAGCCCAGCGCCCUGGCCUACGACCCGGCCCUGCGCGUUAUGGCCAUCGGUACCAAGGCGGGAGCCGUCAAACUAUACGGCGCGCCAGGUGUGGAGCUGACGGGCUUGCACAAGGAGAUGGCCACCGUCACCCAGCUGCACUUCCUCCCUGGCCAGGGCUGGCUCCUGUCGCUGCUGGACGACAACACGCUGCACCUCUGGGAGAUCUGCCAGAAGGACGGGUGCUCCCACCUGGAAGAGACCCGCAGCUUCGGCCUCCCGGGACGCCCAGGCUGCUCCCCCGGCAUCACACGGGUGACGGUGGUGCUGCCGAUGGCCGCCUGCACGGUGGCCUGCCUGGGCACGGAGGGCGGCGCGGUGUACUUCCUCACCCUGCCUGCUCUGGUGCUGCUGGAGGACAAAACCCUCUUCCCAGACGAGAUCCUGCAGAGUGUUCCCGAUGAGUACCGCUGCGGGAAGGCGCUGGGGCCAGUGGAGUCCAUCCAGGAGCACCCCCGUGAUGGCAACCGGCUCCUCAUCGGCUACAGCCGGGGGCUGGUGGUCCUGUGGGAGCACAGCACACGCACCGUCCAGCACCUCUUCCUGGGCAACCAGCAGCUGGAGAGCCUGGCCUGGGAGCAGAGUGGGAAGAGCAUCGUCAGCUCCCACAGCGACGGCGGGUACAUGGUGUGGGCGGUGAGCGGUGCCGGCCAGAGGACCCAGCAGCCUGUCAUGUCCACUAUCCCCUACGGUCCGUUCCCGUGCAAAGCCAUCAGCAAAAUCCUCUGGCGGACCUGCGAGUCAGGGAACCCGUUCAUCAUCUUCAGUGGGGGGAUGCCGCGGGCCAGCUAUGGCGACCGGCACUGCGUCAGCGUGCUGCAGGGCCAGACCUUGGCCACGCUUGACUUCACCUCCCGUGUCAUUGACUUCUUCACCGUCCAGAGCGCCGAGGUGGCUGAAGGAGGCUUUGAGAACCCCCGUGCCCUUGUGGUACUGGUGGAGGAAGAGCUGGUGGCCAUCGACCUCCAGACACCGGGCUGGCCCACCAUCCCUGCCCCGUACCUGGCGCCGUUGCACUCCUCUGCCAUCACCUGCUCCUGCCACGUCUCCAACGUGCCCCUUAAGCUCUGGGAGAGGAUCAUCAGCGCUGGCGAGGAGCAGAGCCCCCGGCUCUCCUCUGCAGCUUGGCCCAUCGAUGGAGGGAAGAACCUGGCCCAAGAGCCCACGCAGAGGGGGCUUCUCCUCACUGGGCACGAGGAUGGCACAGUGCGGUUCUGGGACGCCUCAGGGGUCUCCCUGAAGCCCCUCUACAAGCUGGGCACCGCCAGCAUCUUCCAGACUGACUGUGAGCACAAUGACAGCCUCAACCAGGCAGGCGAGGAGGAGUGGCCGCCUUUCCGCAAGGUGGGCUGCUUUGAUCCCUACAGCGACGACCCGCGCCUGGGCGUACAGAAGAUUGCUCUCUGCAAGUACACGGCUAAGAUGGUGGUGGCCGGCACGGCGGGACAGGUGCUGGUGAUGGAGCUGAGUGACGAGAAGUCAGAGCAUGCGGUCAGCGUGGCCACCGUGGACCUGCUGCAGGACCGGGAGGGCUUCACCUGGAAAGGCCAUGACCGGCUGGCCCCCAGGAACGGGCCCCUGCCCUUUGCCCCUGGCUUCCAGCCCAGCGUGCUGGUGCAGUGCGUGCCCCCCGCUGCCGUCACCGCCGUCACCCUCCACUCCGAGUGGAACCUCGUGGCCUUUGGCACCAGCCACGGCUUCGGACUCUUCGACUAUUACCGGCGCAACCCCGUGCUGGCCAGGUGUACGCUGCACCCCAACGACUCGCUGGCCAUGGAGGGGCCCCUGUCCCGCGUGAAGUCCCUCAAGAAGUCCCUGCGGCAGUCCUUCCGCCGCAUCCGCAAGAGCCGCGUGUCGGGCAAGAAGCGGCUCAACGCCAGCAGCCCCUCCAGCAAGGUGCAGGAGGCCAACGCGCAGCUGGCUGAGCAGGCCGGACCCCCUGAGGUGGAGAUGACACCCGUGCAGCGGCGGAUCGAGCCCCGCUCAGCUGACGACUCGCUGUCAGGGGUGGUGCGAUGCCUCUACUUCGCUGACACCUUCCUCCGAGACGCUGCCCACCACGGCCCCACGAUGUGGGCAGGGACCAACUCCGGCUCCGUGUUCGCCUACGCCCUGGAGGUGCCGUCGCAGGAGAAGUUUUCGGAGCGGGCGGUGGAGGCGGUGCUGGGGAAGGAGAUCCAGCUGAUGCACCGGGCGCCGGUGGUGGCCAUCGCCGUGCUGGACGGGCGGGGGAAUCCUCUCCCCGAGCCCUAUGAGGUGUCGCGGGACCUGGCCAAGGCCCCCGACAUGCAGGGCAGCCACUCCAUGCUCAUCUCCUCCGAGGAGCAGUUCAAGGUCUUCACUCUGCCCAAAGUGAGCGCCAAGACCAAGUUCAAGCUGACGGCGCACGAGGGCUGCCGGGUGCGGAAGGUGGCCCUGGUGAGCCUGGCCAGCGCCGGCUCCGAGGAGCGCCUGGAGAACUGCCUGGCCUGUCUCACCAACCUGGGCGACAUCCACAUCUUCACCGUGCCUGGCCUGCGGCCUCAGGUCCACUACGGCUGCAUCCGCAAGGAGGACAUCAGCGGCAUCGCCUCCUGCGUCUUCACCAAGCAUGGCCAGGGUUUCUACCUAAUUUCGCCGUCCGAGUUCGAGCGCUUCUCGCUGAGCGCCAGGAACGUGACGGAGCCGCUGUGCCGGCUGGAGGUUGCCCGGCUCCAGGACACCUCCUGCCUCAGCAACAGCUCCAUGGCAACGCCGAAGCUGCAGCAGGCGAACGGCACCCACGUCCUGCGCAGCCCCGAGAGCUCUCCCACCGACAGCGACCGGUCCCCCGAGGAGCACCCGGCUGCCUUCUCGCCCGGCCCCAUCGAUUCCCCCAACAGCAGCUUGGAGAACCCGCUGGACACCACCGGGGACAUCACUGUGGAGGAAGUGAAGGAUUUCUUGGCGUCCUCGGAGGAGGCGGAGAGGAACCUGAGGAACGCCAAUGAGGAUGAGGCCCGGCCCACGGGGAUCCUCAUCAAGUGAGGCAUCACCGGCCCAUCUCAGUGCUCGGAUUCCCGGGACGCGCGACUCGACUGGACCCCCCGCGCCCCCUCCUCGCGUAACGUAGACUCGUCUCUUCUCUAACAUCCACGCCGGCCGCCGCCCCGGCCCCGGCUGCCCCCGCCCGGCCCCGAGCCCCGCGCACAGGCUCUUCCCCGGGAGGAAGAUCGUUCUCUUUUUUAUACACCGUCGAGUGUCACUGUCCCCUGCUCCACAGCCGCCUUCCCCUGGGGGUGCUGUUGCUUCCCCGGCUCCACGGGGAGGACUGCGGCUCGUUGAUCCCCCACCUCGUGCCCUGGUUUCAGUCCCUGGGGGAGGUGGGGGCCCGGAGCCCCCCCCCGCCCCGGCACGGCCCCCCUGGGCCCUUGUCUGUGUUUACAUGCCCGGCUCCCUGCAGUUUACAGCCCCGGCCCCUGCCUGCCCCGAGGCUCCGGCUGCCACCCGGGGACUCUCUCCUUCCCGGGCAGGCACCCGAGAGCUUGAGCGGCACGGGGAGGGGGCACGAGGGAGGUCACAGGUGGCCUUUAUCUCUUAGUGGCUUCUCCAAGGGCUAUUCUCCAGGUUGGGCUCUGUGCCUGCUGCUCCUUUCUGACACUAAUUCCUGCCACGGGUGGGUUUGGGAUGGGAUCAUGCUGCUGCGAGGGAUACACCGGCUCCUGGCCCUGCUCCUGGUGCUGGCGGGGGCCAGAGAGGGCAUGGGGCUUCCCCAUCCUGGGGGUCUCACUGUGCCAAAUCCCUCCCCCCAUGCUGGGCUGCCCAGCCUGGCCUCAGCCUCACAGGGGGCUGCAGUGAUGCUGGCUGUGUCCCCUCUGACUCAUGCUGGCUGCCUCAUGGGUGCUGAGCCUGGUACCAGUCCCUCUCUUUUUGGGGAUGGGGGGCUGUUUCAGACCCCCGGGCUCCCCUGUGGUACGUGUGGGGUGGGGGGACCGGGGGCAGCGCUGCCCCGGGCUCUGUCCCGCCUGCCGGGGCUGGGGCUGUAGCGUUCCUGGUAGAACCCCCCCACCUCAUCCUUUUUUUUGGUAAGAUGAAUUUAGCAUUGUUUAGUUAUUAAAAAUACUGGUUUUUAAUAUUGAAAAUAAA
Messenger RNA from Colius striatus (speckled mousebird), 4304 nucleotides. RefSeq names its product LLGL scribble cell polarity complex component 1 (gene LLGL1). Bases 57 to 3206 code for a protein of 1049 amino acids. NCBI's taxonomy places the organism in Eukaryota, Metazoa, Chordata, Aves, Coliiformes, Coliidae. The transcript is spliced from 23 exons. Gene Ontology annotation, molecular function: myosin II binding; GTPase activator activity. Gene Ontology annotation, cellular component: plasma membrane; cytoplasm; cortical actin cytoskeleton. The record is from RefSeq and is a predicted model, not a curated record. Gene Ontology annotation, biological process: regulation of Notch signaling pathway; regulation of protein secretion; cortical actin cytoskeleton organization.